This is a messenger RNA of Daldinia decipiens, 2550 nucleotides long. Its product is annotated as PLP-dependent transferase. Gene Ontology annotation, biological process: carboxylic acid metabolic process. The record is from RefSeq and is a predicted model, not a curated record. The coding region runs from base 394 to 1977 and encodes 527 amino acids. The transcript has 3 exons. Gene Ontology annotation, molecular function: carbon-carbon lyase activity; pyridoxal phosphate binding. NCBI's taxonomy places the organism in Eukaryota, Fungi, Ascomycota, Sordariomycetes, Xylariales, Hypoxylaceae.
CUUGAAGCGUAAGAUUUAGACGGUGAGCCUAACUUGGCGUCUUUAAACCAUCUGCGUUAAAGGUAAUACUUUGCGAUCGAUAGACCGGCACCCAUCACAUAAUUUCUGAGCCAACGAAUAUAAAAUCUAGAAUUUCGAUCUUAGACUCAUUUCAUCUCGAGCUGGUCUGAUUUGCUUCGAAUACUCUCAAUCUCAUGAGUUGUGACUUAUUCUAGCUCGCUUGGCAUUCUUCUUCGCUAUUCACACAUUAACUUAACCACUUACAUAUUCGCGGAGUGCCAUAUAUCUAAGACAACCAUCUACAAGACUCUCCUAGGUCACAAUAUAAUAUAGCAUACAAACAUAAACCACCCUCCUACAACCGAGGCAUCCAACCUCCCCCACCCCCCACAAAUGGACACAGAAUCCUUCCUCAGCACCUCCUACACCCUCAUCCGCUCCGUCGCCGCCGUCCCCCCCUCCACAUCCGCACCAACCCUUCCCUCCGCCUCAACCCUCUCCACCGCGCGCUCCAGCAUCCCCACCCCGUCCAACCCCGCGGCCCUCUCCGGCCGCGGCCCCGCCGCCACCCUCGCGCACCUAACAGCGGACAUCGCGCCCGCGCUCGCCGGCCACAACCGCAGCGGCCGGUACUACGGGUUCGUGACCGGGGCGACGCUGCCGGUUGCCGAGGCCGCGGAUAACCUGGUCUCGGCGCUCGACAACAGCCUGCAGGUGCAUCUGCCGGGCCAGAGCAUAGCGACCGAGGUCGAGGAUGCCGCGUUGCGGUUGCUGCUGCGGCUGCUGGGCUUGGAUGGCGGAGGUGGGGAGGGCUGGGCCGGCCGCACGUUUACGACGGGCGCGACGGCGAGCAAUGUCCUGGGGUUGGCGUGUGCGCGCGAAGCUGUGGUGAGCGCGCGCUUGCCGGCUGCAGGCGCAGAUGGUGGUGGUGGGGUGGGCGAGUUGGGACUGCUGGGUGCGUGUGCUGCCGCGGGCGUUAGAGAGAUUCAGGUCCUGACGAGUAUGGGCCACAGCUCGCUAUCGAAAGCGGCGUCGAUUGUGGGGCUAGGACGGAGCGCGGUUAGGGAGUUGCGGUAUAGCGAGGCUGAGCCAUGGAGGUUGGACUUGGAUGCCGUGGAGAGGGAGUUGCAGCGCGAAGGGGUUGCUAGUAUUGUGGCUGUUAGUGCGGGUGAGGUUAAUACGGGGAGGUUUGCGACGACUGGUUUCGAGGAGAUGCGGCGGCUACGGGACUUGGCUGAUAAGUACAAGGCUUGGAUACAUGUUGAUGGCGCAUUCGGCAUCUUUGCCCGCGCCCUCCCAGCAACAAGCGAGUUUGCUCGGCUCCGGGAAUUCACGGCCGGCCUCGAGCUCGCGGAUAGCAUUACCGUGGACGGGCACAAGCUUCUUAACGUCCCCUACGACACCGGCAUAUUCUUCACCCGCUCCUCCCACACCCCGCAAGCCGUCUUCCAAAACCCCAACGCAGUCUACCUCUCGACGCCGGCCCCGUCCUCCGGCCCCGCCAUCCCCAGCCCCCUAAACAUCGGCCUCGAGAACUCGCGCCGCUUCCGCGCGCUGCCCGUGUACGCGGUGCUCCUAAGCGAGGGCGCCGCGGGCGUAGCUGACAUGCUGGCGCGCAUGGUGCGGCUAGCGCGGGGGAUCGCCGGGGCUAUCGCGCGCGGCGGCGAGCUGAGCGGAGACUACGAAUUACUGCCCGCUCUUACGGCGGAGCAGAAGCGGACGGGGGAGGAGGAGGAGGAGGAGAACACGCAUAUUGUGGUACUGUUCCGCGCGCGUGACCCGGGGCUGAAUGCUACGUUGGUUGAAAAGAUUCAAGCAUCGGGGGAUUGGUACGUUAGCGGGACGAAGUGGGAGGGACAGCCUGCGUGCCGUAUUGCGGUGGCGAGUUGGCGGGUUAAUGUCGACGAGGAUUUGGCGUUUGUGAAGGAUAGACUGGCUGGGAUAGCGAAGGAGUGGAAGGACGGGGGUAGUAUAUGAAUAUCUAGGAUGAAUAGUACGAGUUGGGUUAAACUAAAUAGACUUGUAUGCUUGUUAAGAGGGUCCUUUAGAGACAAUGGCAAAAUCUCUUUUUUUAUUUCAUUUAUUGACCUUGCUAGUUGACGAGUCUCCUAAAUAGUCUUCCCAGACCAACUUCAAGUUGGUAGCAAGAGAAUACUAUAGUUCAGUGACCCUAAUUUAGACUUCGUCUUGAAGUAUUUCUCUUAUCGUAAUAUUGAGAAUACUCGUCCGUACCUAAGUAACAUGUCGUAAAAGAUCUCGAAGAUUAUCUCCUACUGAGAGAUUGUACUAAGGACAGACAAACAGACUCCAUGUCGUAGUCUUCAACAGACCUGUCCGUAUCCUAUGAGGUGGUAUGCUCGUCGUUUGCGAACUAGCAUUCUAACUCGCCGUGGUAACCGUUGAAUCGUCCAGCGAGCGGACUGCAAACCGCAGACGGCAGAUUUUACUGCAACAUCAGUCCACCAGCCAUCAUAGCAGCAGCUCCAUGGCAUGCAUUCCCUUCUCAUCUCACCCCCAUCCCCCCUCAGCCAAACUUCCGACUCCCCCCCU